Molecule: messenger RNA, 1002 nt
Organism: Brassica oleracea var. oleracea
Lineage: Eukaryota; Viridiplantae; Streptophyta; Magnoliopsida; Brassicales; Brassicaceae
Product: protein SOMBRERO-like
Exons: 3
Coding region: 1-1002 (333 amino acids)
Biological process (GO): regulation of DNA-templated transcription
Molecular function (GO): DNA binding
Source: RefSeq, a predicted model, not a curated record
AUGGAGAUUGGCUCAUCAUCCAUGGUGGCUGGAGGAGCACAGCUUUCGGUUCCUCCAGGUUUCCGGUUUCAUCCAACGGAAGAGGAGCUUCUGUAUUAUUACCUCAAGAAGAAGGUUUCUUAUGAACCAAUUGAUUUAGAUGUUAUAAGAGAAGUUGAUCUAAACAAGCUUGAACCUUGGGAACUUCAAGAUAAAUGUAGAAUCGGGUCCGGUCCUCAAAACGAGUGGUACUUCUUUAGCCACAAGGACAAAAAAUAUCCGACUGGGACCCGAACCAACCGGGCCAUUGCAGCCGGGUUCUGGAAAGCUACUGGUAGAGACAAAUCCAUACAUCUAAACAGCUCCAAAAAGAUUGGACUUCGUAAGACUCUUGUCUUCUACACUGGUCGUGCUCCUCAUGGCCACAAAACCGAAUGGAUCAUGCAUGAAUACCGCUUAGACGAUAACGAAAAUGAGAUCCAGGAAGAUGGGUGGGUUGUAUGCAGAGUGUUCAAGAAGAAGAACCACUUCAGGGGGUUUCAACAAGAACAAGAUCAAGAUCAUCAUCAUCACCAAUACAUAAACAUCAACAGUGAUCAUGAUCACCAUCAUCAGCAUGACACUGAGUCAAAUUCAAACAAUCAUUCUUCUUUGAUAUCACAUUCUCUAGAUCAUCAUCAUCACAUGGGAAGUCAGGUUCACAUGCCACUACAUGAGUUUGCAAACACUUUAAGCCACGGAUCAAUGCAUCUCCCUCAUCUAUUUAGCCUUGACUCGGCCCAACCGUUUGUGUCGUCAAUCAACACAACAGACAUUGAAUGCUCACAGAAUCUACUGAGGCUGACUUCUAAUAAUAACUAUGGUGGAGACUGGUCGUUUCUGGACAAGCUUCUCACAACGACUAACAUGAAUCAGCAAGUGCACAACCAUCAAGCAAAAUGUUUUAGGGAGACGCGUAACAACGGUAAUAACGACCAUGCUGUUACUUCAUCAUCUCCAGUUGUAUCUGGGAAACGAUGCUAA